GCCUCAGCACCGGGACGGCCGAGUAGAUUACAUCACAGGCGCGUCAACGAACCGCAUCGAGCCACCCUUUCCGCACGCGAUUGCACCUGCAUCCAAUGCCGACUCCAACCUGUGGUCAGUCGCUACCGGUUCUGGCCGCAGGGCCUAGAAUAUUUGCACCACCACCUGGGUAGUGGCCUGAUGUCGACCUGCGUCACACACUGGCAUGGACCCCGCUGGCAAUGCCCGGGCAAUGCCGCUUCCAGGGCAGGAGCGUUUUGAUCGCGAGCUCAGUGACGAUAAAGCUACCGAGCUCUCCGAGCUAUUGUCGUCUAUUCAAAGCAUUCUAAAGCUUUGACUUCCAUGACGCCCUCUCCUAUCCAACUUACAUCCUUGGUCGUUAAGCCCCCUGUUCAUCGUGCAUAAUCGAUACCGCCUACGGACAUGACAGACAUCAGGGAACAGGGGCUUAAGAAGCCCAUUGUGGUCGCUGAGUAUCUCUUCAAGAGACUCCAUGAAAUUGGCAUCCGGUCCGUCCACGGCCUCCCCGGAGACUUUAACCUGGUAGCCCUGGACUACAUCCCCAAGUCCGGGUUGCGCUGGGUGGGCAGCGUGAAUGAACUCAACGCAGCCUAUGCCGCCGACGGCUAUGCUCGUACCAAGGGUAUCUCGGCCGUCCUUACCACCUUCGGUGUGGGAGAGCUGUCGGCCAUCAAUGGCAUCGCCGGAGCCUUCUCAGAACACGUUCCGGUCGUACACAUCGUCGGCUGCCCAUCCACCAUCUCGCAGCACAAUGGCAUGCUGCUACACCACACACUCGGCAAUGGUGAUUUUAAUGUCUUCGCCAACAUGAGCUCCCAGAUCUCGUGCGACAUGGCUCGCCUAAACAAGCCGGCCGAGAUUCCCGACCAGAUCGAUAAUGCCCUGCGGGAGUGCUGGAUCCGCAGUCGGCCCGUGUACAUCAUGUUGCCGACGGAUAUGGUCGAGAGGAAGGUUGAGGGCACCCGGCUCGACACACCCAUUGACCUCACCGAACCCAAGAACGAGCCGGAGCGCGAAGACUACGUCGUAGACGUGGUCCUUAAGUACCUCCAUGCGGCCAAGGCACCAGUCAUUCUAGUCGACGCAUGCGCGAUCCGCCACAGAGUGCUCGAUGAGGUGCAUGCCUUGGUGGAAAAGACCCAGCUCCCGGUGUUCGUGACGCCCAUGGGCAAGGGCGCUAUCAACGAGAGCCACCCCUCGUACGGCGGUGUGUACGCAGGCACGGGCUCGCAACCCGAGGUCGCCGAGCGGGUCGAGUCGGCGGACCUGGUACUCUCGAUUGGUGCGCUCAAGAGCGACUUCAACACGGCGGGAUUCUCAUACCGGACGUCACAACUGAACACAAUCGACUUCCACUCGACCCACUGCACCGUACGCUACUCUGAGUACCCCAACGUGGCCAUGCGCGGCGUGCUACGCAAAGUGAACGAGCGGGUCGACCUGAGCAAGCUCUGUCGGCCACCUUCGCCUGAGGUGGCCAACGAGGUGACCAAGAACAGGGACAGCUCUGAGACCAUCACGCAGGCCUUUUUCUGGCCUCGCGUUGGGGAGUACCUAAAGGAGAACGACAUCGUCGUGACCGAGACGGGGACUUCCAACUUUGGCAUCUGGGAGACCAAGUACCCACCGGGCGUGACCGGCGUCACGCAGAUCCUCUGGGGCAGCAUCGGCUGGUCAGUCGGGGCCGCUCAGGGCGCUGCGCUGGCUGCGAAGGACAUGGGUGCCGACCGCCGGACCAUCUUGUUCGUCGGCGACGGUUCGUUCCAGCUUACCGCGCAAGAGGUGACGACCAUGAUGCGGCAUAACCUCAAGGUUACCAUCUUCCUCAUCUACAACGAGGGGUUCACCAUUGAGCGCUACAUCCACGGCAUGAAGGCCGAGUACAACGACAUCAUCCGCUGGCGGUACACCGACGUGCCGACUGCGUUUGGCGGGUCAGACAAGCAGGUCCGCAAAUUUGUCAUCAAGACAAAGGAUGAGCUCGAGAAAUUGUUGACGGACAAGGAGUUCAACGAGGCUGGCGGGCUGCAGUUCGUUGAGCUGUGGAUGCCCAAGGAGGACGCGCCGCGGGCGCUGAAAAUUACGGCCGAAAUUUCUGCGAAGAAUAAUGCAAAGAUGAGCGAUGGAUAGUUUGUGUUGGUUGACGAAGAAGGGCUUUGAUUUAAGUAAGGAGUUUGUUUUGGUUUCAACAGAACUUGAUCAGGUUGAACAACCCUCAUCGAAAUCCACACUGCUCAUUCAUGCCUUGUUGUCUUCCUUACCAAGUUACAGUGUAAUGAGUCGUGUGAGUGCACCUUCAUGAACCUCCCGAGGCAGUCGUUGUGAUGACGGAGGUCCCCCAAGUGUAAGAUCAAUAGCCAAUCAGAACCGGUUAAGUUGACCCCAAUACAUGAAUUUCAUGCAAGCGACUUUGC
Molecule: messenger RNA, 2435 nt
Organism: Chaetomium fimeti
Lineage: Eukaryota; Fungi; Ascomycota; Sordariomycetes; Sordariales; Chaetomiaceae
Product: pyruvate decarboxylase
Exons: 3
Coding region: 424-2151 (575 amino acids)
Cellular component (GO): cytosol; nucleus
Molecular function (GO): magnesium ion binding; thiamine pyrophosphate binding; pyruvate decarboxylase activity
Source: RefSeq, a predicted model, not a curated record